UAUUAGCCAAUGAAAUGCAUCUAAUCAGUCUAUAGCAAGGAAAACUGCGUACCUGAGUUAGUCACCCUCGAUGCUUGGUAGGAUGUACUUCGUUGCAUAAAAUUGUUUAUUUAGACAAACAUAGGUUAUCUACACUUAACAUUCACACUAAAUUACCAAUAAAAUAUGUUAAUUUGGUGAAAAUUUCUACCCUAUUUUAAAUUCCAUUUUCAUGUUUGCACAUAUUCCACACCUGGCUGAAUGUACCAAUGUACCAUGGUUGAAAAGUUGCAAUGAAAAAGAAGAAACAAGGCAGUUAACCUAACAAAAGUAAUUAUAAAAUGAUGUUAAAUAGUGCUACUAAAGGGCUGGAUAAUGAUCAAACUAGCAAUAAAUAUAUUUGUAUAAAUUGUGGAUUUCAAGUAAAAGAACUAUACAAACAGUACAGCUCAAAUGUAUUAAAAUUAACAGUCUGUGAAAACUGCUAUUGUGAAGCUGAUAAAUACAUUGAGUUUGAUUUAGUUUUAGUAAUUAUUGAUCUUGUUUUACUUCAAAGGGAAAGCUAUCGACAUAUAAUUAACAACACCGAAUUUAAGGGACUGUGGAAGUUGGCUUUCCUUAUUCUCGCCAUGGAGGCUUAUGCUAAUUGGUCUUUAACACCUACACCAACAGCAGAAAUUACUAAUGAAUUUUACAUUGGUGAUUUCAAAUUUUAUAGAAUAUUAGCUGGUGUGACCGUAAAACAUGCCUGCUUCUCAAUAUCUACAUUUCUUCUGACAUACUUCCUAACAAAGUUCUAUAAAAGGAAGCAAUAUUCCCCAAUAAUUUUACUAAAAACUGUUACAUUGUCAUCUUUUGGGGUUUUCCUACUUUUACCGUCAGUUAUAUGGGACAAUGGUGUCCAUGAAUUCCAUUUUACAUUUGUGCUUUUUUAUACAACACUGUCACAAUUAUUUGCUUAUGAAGCAAUUUGCAACUUCUCCAAAUUAUGGUCAAUUUUAGUAAUCGUAAUAUCAACUUUUUGCAAAUUGUACUCUGGUGUAUUAUAUGAAAAUGUAGAACGCAAUAUAUUAGAACUAUUUCCACUUCCAUUUUAGAAAAAUGAUAUAAACCAAAUUGAACAUGAUAAGUAAUAUUUAAAUGUUAUUUGUUAUUAAAUUUGUUUUCUAAUAAAAAUUUAAAGUUUGAAA
This is a messenger RNA of Agrilus planipennis (emerald ash borer), 1169 nucleotides long. It is a transcript of the gene Arv1, whose product is annotated as protein ARV1. Lineage: Eukaryota; Metazoa; Arthropoda; Insecta; Coleoptera; Buprestidae. Gene Ontology annotation, biological process: sterol metabolic process; intracellular sterol transport; regulation of plasma membrane sterol distribution. Bases 321 to 1076 code for a protein of 251 amino acids. The record is from RefSeq and is a predicted model, not a curated record. The transcript is spliced from 6 exons. Gene Ontology annotation, cellular component: cortical endoplasmic reticulum; Golgi apparatus.